GAGCCGAGUUUAAUUGGGGCUAGGUACUCGAGUAGGUACUACUAAUAGGUACUACUAAUAUGUAUUUCACCGUAGAUGCCAUUCUCUCUGCCCCACCAAAGGCAAGGCAGCUAGCUUCCUGUACGAAGUAGAAGCUCUCCUUCGUCCCACCCCCACGUUAACCAAGACCCAACAACCGACAAAACAUAAAGUUACCUAAAUCACGACAAAAAUAAUAGUACAUUUCAGACGUUCGGCGAUAUCAAUCAUCUAGGAAUACAAUACCGUUUACGAUACUGUUCUUGCUUUACUCGCCUUGAGCGCCCAUCGCCAUGGAGCAACUCGCCGCGACGCUUCUCGCGUUCCCUGAAUCCAACAGUGCUAAUUCCAGCCUGGUCGACAACGUCACUUUUGACACCGCAGCGAAGCUCCAUGUUAGCAAGCUCUCAAAGUUACUUAAAGAUCAUAACGCCUUACUAGUUGCCCACGGCCCCCGACUCCUCGCCAUGCUUGACCCGGCUGUGCAUACCUUAUCAUAUCUCGCCGUCCUUCAUACCCUCAUCCUUCCCGCCCUAGACUCAUCUAUUCCUCGCGAUACUCUUCUGAGCAAGUUUGUGAGCUUUCUAUACGUCUUCGAUGCGCGCCAGGCCCGAUACGCUAGAAGCCACUUGCAUGACAUCUUGCUUGCUGCCGGAAAUAAUCAAUAUCUGCCGCCUUCAGUUGCUGUCGGUGCUCUUGCAACAGCUAUCCUACGACUCGAUCCGACCGGAAGCAUGCUCACCACAUCCCAUAUUCAACUUGUCAAACUUGCCUACCAGACAAACAACAUCGAACCAGCCCUUCCAGUACUAGACAAGAAUAUCGUAUACUUCCCCGGCAUGGCCAGCUACGGCGAGCCUAAAUUCCUCUGCGAUCUAUCCUUACCACCCCCAGCCUACCUCUCUCGAGAAACAGGGCUCACCACCAACUUGAAAUCUUCCCUCAUCUUAGAAUAUGAUAUGUUUCGUGGUAUGUCAUACUGUACCUUAAGAGAUUGGGCGAAAGCCUAUGCAGCCUUCGAAAGAGUCGUCACAUAUCCUACGCGCGAAGGUGGCGCAAGCAAAAUCAUGGUUGAGGCUUACAAAAAGUGGGUGUUGGUCAGCUUGCUCUCUACAGGAAAGCUUUCAGACCCCCCAUCAUACACCGGGGCCGCAGCGAACAAGCUCUAUGGAAAUAUCGGAAAGCCAUACACAGCGCUCGCAGUGCUAUUCGUGACCGACAAGGCCCAGGGACUAAAGGCCGAGGUUGAAAAGAACACACAGAUAUGGUUAGAAGAUGGAAAUACCGGGUUGGUCCAGGAAGUCCUCGCGGCGUAUCAGAAGUGGCAGGUUCUGGGCCUAGAGCAGAUCUACUCUAAGAUUUCGCUCUCCGAGAUCCGUAAACAGACCACAAGUGCGGAGACAGGAAACAUGCUCCAGAAGGACGAGGACGUGCAGACUCUUGUCCAAAACAUGAUAAUAUCCGGUAUGUUGAACGGGGUGGUCGAGAAGAACGACGACGGCACGGCUUUCCUUACCUUCCUAUCUCCGUCUACACAACUCUCAGAGAAGGAAUUCGCUACGGAGCUCGCUGGAACGGCAGCCCGGUUGAAGCAACUACAGCCCAUCUUCAAGACGACAAAGGAGCGCCUGGGCACUAGCAAGGAGUACAUUAAGCAUGUGACCAAGGAGAAACUCCGAGGCGAUAAAAAUGAACCGGAUCCAACCCUCGCAUUCGAUGCUCACGUAGAUGACGAAGAUUUGAUGGGCGGUGUAGUUGCUACUGGCUGAGCGUGGCCACGACGCUUCUUACCACCCAUUUGGCCAAUGGGUCGGACUGGAGCCUGAAUAUAUUUUAAUCAAGCCCGAGAUUCGAGGUUGAACCUUCGAACCUUGGAUAGGUAGACGGCCGCUAAGUUGGUUUGGAGGGGGGUCCGAAAACCGACAUGUCACGAUUGCACGUUCUUAUGCGGCGGCGUUUAGAGGACAGACAUUUGCAUCUGCAGGCAGCUGUGCCCAUGGAUAUGGCUUGGAAUGCCAUUUAGCUAGAGACGGAACGACGGACGACAGCUAAGAAUCGUCGGACCUCUCGGCUUGUUAGACAAUAGCAGAAUUAAGAAUAACGGCACUGAUAUCCCAUUUACUACUAUU
Daldinia loculata is the source of this 2147-nucleotide messenger RNA. RefSeq lists its product as uncharacterized. Lineage: Eukaryota; Fungi; Ascomycota; Sordariomycetes; Xylariales; Hypoxylaceae. Bases 312 to 1787 code for a protein of 491 amino acids. The transcript is spliced from 2 exons. Gene Ontology annotation, biological process: ubiquitin-dependent protein catabolic process. Gene Ontology annotation, cellular component: COP9 signalosome. The record is from RefSeq and is a predicted model, not a curated record.